AUGCCGGGCUUCGACUUCUCCAACUACAACCGCAAUGCGGCCCUGCACGCCAGGGGAGUGCCUCUGCCCAAGGCGACCAGCACAGGAACAACCAUUGUCGGGUGCAUCUUCGACGGCGGCGUUGUGAUUGCCGCCGAUACGCGAGCCACUUCGGGCCCCAUCGUCGCCGACAAGAACUGUGAAAAGCUUCACUACAUCUCCCCCCAGAUCUGGUGUGCAGGCGCCGGCACCGCCGCCGACACCGAGUUCACCACCGCCCUCAUCUCCUCCCAGCUCGAGCUGCACUCGCUCUCCACCGGCCGCAAGCCCCGCGUCGUCACCUGCAUGACCCUCCUCAAGCAGCACCUGUUCCGCCACCAGGGCCACAUCGGCGCCUACCUCGUCGUCGCUGGCUGCGAUCCUACAGGCACCCACCUCUUCACCGUCCACGCCCACGGCAGCACCGACAAGCUUCCCUACGUCACCAUGGGAUCCGGCAGUCUCGCGGCCAUGAGCGUCUUUGAGACCCAGUGGACACCUGACUUGACGCGGGACGCUGCCGUCAAGCUGUGCAGCGAUGCCAUUCUGGCUGGUGUCUGGAAUGAUCUGGGCUCCGGUUCAAACGUCGACGUUGCUGUCAUCACCCAGGAGAAGACAACUCUUCUACGAAACUACAUCAAGCCCAACGAGAAGAGCGCCAAGCUGCAGAGCUACCGCUUCCCCAAGGGCACCACUGCCGUUUUGAACGAAAAGAUUAUUACCAAGAGCGAUAUUGGACGAUACGUCACCGUAGUCGACCUACCAGUUGAGGGAGAGAAAAUGGAUGUUGAUACCUAA
Molecule: messenger RNA, 816 nt
Organism: Trichoderma virens Gv29-8
Lineage: Eukaryota; Fungi; Ascomycota; Sordariomycetes; Hypocreales; Hypocreaceae
Exons: 2
Coding region: 1-816 (271 amino acids)
Cellular component (GO): proteasome core complex
Molecular function (GO): threonine-type endopeptidase activity
Source: RefSeq, a predicted model, not a curated record